UUGAGGUAAGGCGGAGGGAAGAGCAGAGAGGAGAGCACGAGGCCACCUCCCAUUCCCACCCCCAUCCUAUGGAUAGAGCGGCCGCGACAGCCGCAGACAUCCUCGUCAUGAUCCCAUCGCCUUCGCCUUCGCCUUUGUAGCACCGCCUCAUCCGCCCGCCCCCUGUUUCUUGGCCACUCGGGUUCCUGGACUGGAUCGGAUUGGAUCCCCGUGCGCCCGUUUCUUGGAGGAGAGAUGGCCGAAAUGGCCGUGACCGUCGCCGGCGCCGCCGGUACCCUCCGGCCGUGCACUGGCGUGUCGGCGCGCGGUGCCGCGGUUCUUGGCCGGUGGCGGCCUCUUGCCCUGGCGGCGCCUGCUAAGCUGAGAUCGUCCUCUUCAGCUGUGAGGGUUCCUAGGGCUACUUCCCCUGCGGCUGUUGAGCAGGAUGGGAGCAACACUGAUACAGACCCUAUCCCGAAAGUUAUAAUAGAUCAAGACUCAGAUCCGGAUGCAACCAUUGUAGAAGUAACCUUGGGUGACCGUCUUGGCGAUCUUGUUGAUACAAUGAGUGCCCUGAAGAACUUAGGGCUAAAUGUUGUUAAAGCUAGUGUCUGCCUCGAUUCUACCGGCAAGCAUAACAAGUUUUCUAUAACUAAAUCGUCCACUGGCCGCAAAAUUGACGACCCAGAGUUGUUAGAAGCAGUACGAUUGACGAUCAUUAACAACAUGAUACAAUAUCAUCCGGAGUCCAGCAGUCAAUUGGCUAUGGGAGCAACAUUUGGGCCAGAAGCCCCUGCAGAACAGGUCGAUGUGGACAUAGCAACCCACAUAGAUAUCUUCGAUGAUGGCCCUGAAAGAAGCUUACUUGUGGUGGAAACCGCAGAUCGUCCAGGGUUACUUGUUGAUCUUGUUAAGGCCAUCUCCGAUAUCAACAUAACUGUCCAAUCUGGAGAAUUUGAUACUGAGGGGCUACUGGCUAAAGCAAAAUUCCAUGUCAGUUAUAGGGGCAAAACUUUGAGCAAGGCUUUGCAACAGGUUCUUUCUAAUAGCUUGCGUUAUUUCUUGAGGCGGCCGACAACAGAAGAUGCCAGCUUCUAGCCAGAUGACCAUGAAUGCCUCGCUCAGUCAUUUACUUAAUUUGUGUGAUGGGAUUCACAUGAAUUGGAUAGUAUCAUCAAAGUUGUUGAAAUACGCACAAUAAUUUUUUGAAGAUGGAUCGGAGGAGGUAUACUUGAUGUUAUGGUGCCACACCUUAUGGUAUUUUUCGUUCGAACGAAGGGGCAUCUGCUGUAUGAAGUUUAGAAGAUUGCGAUGCUUAAAGCAUGUAGCACAUGAUUAUUUUCUACCUGGGAUGCACAUCUGGUGAUAAAUAAAGAUGGAACAUUUUGGGGGCCAUCAUCCAGAUGCACAUCUGGUGAUAAAUAAGAUGGAACAUUGUGGGGGCCAUCAUCCAAUGUCGGGAUAGAAUGCUGUACUCGUUUUGUACAUUUAAUUGUCAGAUUAAUGAAGUUACAUUUAAUCUUCUGGUUAA
This is a messenger RNA of Panicum hallii, 1510 nucleotides long. RefSeq names its product ACT domain-containing protein DS12, chloroplastic-like. The coding region runs from base 235 to 1077 and encodes 280 amino acids. Gene Ontology annotation, cellular component: chloroplast stroma; chloroplast thylakoid membrane. The transcript is spliced from 10 exons. The record is from RefSeq and is a predicted model, not a curated record. NCBI's taxonomy places the organism in Eukaryota, Viridiplantae, Streptophyta, Magnoliopsida, Poales, Poaceae.